Molecule: messenger RNA, 3222 nt
Organism: Selaginella moellendorffii
Lineage: Eukaryota; Viridiplantae; Streptophyta; Lycopodiopsida; Selaginellales; Selaginellaceae
Product: U-box domain-containing protein 13
Exons: 3
Coding region: 116-3025 (969 amino acids)
Biological process (GO): protein ubiquitination
Molecular function (GO): ubiquitin-protein transferase activity; protein binding
Source: RefSeq, a predicted model, not a curated record
AGCCCUAGCCCCGCGUCGCGGAAAUGGCGUCGUGAUAGCGAGCGCCAUGGCGCCUUCAUCCGAUCCAGCGGAGGAGGAGGUAUCUUAUAGCUGAUCAGGCUCCAGGGAUUUCUCCAUGGAUGACAAGGCGGUGUCCGAGCAUCUGGUGCACGAAAUUCUCUGCUUGAUCGAUGCUCUCAAGGCUGGAGUGAACGAGAUCGGGAUCAACAAGUCCCUGUUCCUCAAAUCCACCUUGUUUUUGGUGGAAUUCAAGCAGCUCUCGCUUGGACAAUGCCCGGCCAACGCGCUCCUGAAAAUCCUGGACGAUAUUACGGGCUUGGUGAGGCUCACGGAGCAAUGCUGCCGCCGCAAGAGCAGGGUGUUCCAGAUUUACAAGUCUCAGGAGAUAAGCCAGAGAAUUCGCGAUAUCAUGCUCGAGUUUGCUUCUCACUUGGAGCUUUGCUCGGAGGUAGAGAACAUGGACCAGAUCAUGGAGCUGAGGAACAGAGUCACAAGGGCUACUUUCUCUCCGGAUCCGAGAAAUGGCGAGCUUGCAACAGCUUUGAGUGACGCUAUUUCUCAUGAAGAUGACGAGCUCCAAAGCAAGGUUGUGGACGACAUAUCAAGGCACUUGGCCGCGUCCGUGUCUUCUCUCAAGGAGGAACUCUUGGAAGACAAACGACAGCUCGAAGUAGACGGCAGGGUCGAAGAGCUAUCGGAGCUAGAGAAGCUGGUGCAGCUUCUGGACAGCGCUCCUUCUCUUGAAUCGGAUUCUCUAGCUCUGGACGAUACUUUUGUUUCGGAGGACAUUCCAGCGUCGUAUCUGUGCCCGAUCACUGGCCAGCUGAUGAGAGAGCCUGUGCUGGUGGAAGGCGGUGUCACGUACGAGAAGUCGGCUAUAAUGGAGUGGAUCAACCGGGGAAACACCAAGUGUCCCGUCACAAAUGCCGACUUGAGUAGCGUCAACCUUGUCCGGAACAGGUCGAUAGAGAACGCGAUCCGGCAGUAUGUGGGGCGUGUGAACAUCGAGAAAUUGACUCGGUCGAUCAAGAAGAUCAAGCUCGAGCGCGUCCACGUUGAGGAAACCUUGGACACCAUAAAGAAUCUGAUCGGGCUUGGCUCUUGCUUUAAGAGGCAUGUAGUUGCUUUGGACGGGUUGGAGCCGCUGGUUGCGAUACUCAAGAGCUCUGCUGGAGACCAGAGGGCUAAGAUACUUCAGAUUUUAUUAGCCAUUGGAGAAUCUGGAGAUGACUGCAAGAUACAUAUCGCUGAAGUUGGAGCUGUUCCCGUGGUGCUGCGAAUCCUGACGAAGUGUCAUGGUGACUGCCCCGAUGCUGUGAGUCUCCUUCGGGAGAUUUCUGAAGUGCAACAAGGGAAGGAGGUGAUUCUUGCACAGCCAGGGUCCAUCAUUGUUAUUGCAAGUGCGGCCACUGUCGACUCGGUGGAGCAGAAAGAUCAUGCCAUGAAGCUUUUGGAGAACUUGUGCUCGAACAAGUCAUGGGUGGCCAUUGAAGCAGCUUCAACAGGAGUAUUUGAUUUUCUGAUCAAUAAUCUUCACACAGGAAAUGAAGCUGUAAAGCUGGAGAUGGCUGAGGCAAUUGCAACGAAGCUCGAGUUUAACGACGCUAGCAGUGCAGCUCUUGUAUCGACAGGAAUCCUGGUUCCACUUGUAGGGAUGCUGAAGUCUGAAUCGCUCGACAGCAAAAUGGCAGCUACAAGAUCUAUACAGAAACUUUCAUCUACAGUGACGAACAGAGACGCUAUCGGAGAUGCUGGUGCAAUCCCUUUAAUAGCUGGUUUGGCGACAAUGGCAGUGAGGGACUUGAAAGUAUCUGCCUUGGAGACUUUGGCAAACCUCGCAAGCACACGAGAGUGUGUGCCAGCUCUGGCUACCGAAGAGAACGUCCCUCGACUCUUAGAAAUGGUGAAAGACAGGGAUUUACAGGUUCAGAGCAGCAUUCUCAAGAUUCUACAUUCGCUAUCAAGGGAGAGCAAAACUGUCCGGUUAAUGGUUCGUCAGCAUGCAGAAGUUAUCCGGUACUUGCUGGAUGCGUCCUCCGAACACAACUCUGGCCCAAGAAGAACUAGCGUCCUUGGAGUCAUUGUCCAACUCGCAGCAGACAGAGACACGAGAGAUGCCAUUCAGCCUUCCUCAAGCACAGUGAUGUCCUUUGUGAGGCUGUUGGAUCAAGCAGCAGCUACGUCGACUGAAGACAAAGAGCUGGCACUGGGAAUACUUUCCGGGAUCACAAAGAACGGAUCACAAGCCAGACAGGUGCUAGCGGCUGGGGGCGCUUACGGGAUCAUUAUCAGCUGCAUGCAAACGGGAAGUCCAAGGAUGAAAGAGGACGCGGCUGCGGUUCUAACAAGGCUAACGGAUUCGGAGCUCGACGCCAACUCCGAGCAGGAACUGGCAAGACUCGGCGUGAUGCGUCUCCUGCGAGACACUUUGGAGACUGGAUCAGAGCGGGCGAGGGAGCACGCGUGUGCCAACCUCGCCAACUUAUCCAAGCGGACACCGUCGUUAACCCAGGAGCAAUCGUUUUUCAAGCGGCUUCUAGCGAGGCUGGGACUGAAGCAGUACAGGUUGUGUGUGGUUCAUCCAGGAAAGUGCAACGCAAGGGCGAGCUUUUGCAUGGUGGAAGCUGGGGUGGUGCCGUUGCUUAUAGGAGAGAUCCGCGGUAGCAAUGCCCGCAAUGCGGAGAGAGGGAUGGAUGCGCUGCUCACGCUGGUGCAAGACGAGAGUUUCCGGAUCAAAGGAGUGGAUUUCUUGGUGAAGAACAACGCGAUACCGGCAGCGGUGAGCUUGGUUGGGAGGUCCAGCAGCCUGACGGAGAAGGCCAUGGUGCUCCUCGAGAGGAUUUUCAAGUGCCGGAAGUACAGGGACGACAGGUACUCGAGGAUAGCAAAGUCGAGCCUCUCCACGACAAUGACUUCGGGUUCCAUAGGUGCGAGGAAGUCGGCUGCGAAAGCCUUGAUGCACUUGGGCAUGAUGGCCAAAGGCUCUACGUACACGGCCACAGGGGAGUCGGCCAUUGUUAACUGAUUCAAGUAUGGACAUAAGGCAGGAGAUAUGAGCGACGUAAAUAUAUGCAAAGACGAGAGGGUCAAUUGUGCCUGAGAUCGGAGAGUCCAUGGCUGACCCUUGCAUGGCACUCUCCAUUACAAUGGAGAUCCACUGCAUUUUGUGGGCUAAGUUACUGUUCAUAAUUACAUUUGAUCUUCAAACUAUUAUCAUAUAAA